GAGAUUAAAAGCUACUUUUUACAAAAAAAAUUUUUGCAAAAAUGAGCUAAAAAAUUAAAUCCAUAGUAGGAAGAAGUAUGGUAACUUGCUCACGGUAAAUUUCUUUGAUAUGAGAGAUUUGAUGCGAUCAUAUGCUGAUUCUCUGUGAUGAAAUUGAACCUCUUCAGUCCCUAUUAAUAAAAGCUUUCCAUUUCGUUUGCUGGAGUCUAGAUAAUGGUGAUAACUAUCUUUAGAGUUAUUGUACGGAGAAUUUAGUUUUUGGAGCUAUCUAUUCUGCUAAAUCUUCAUCUCUUUAUGAUUUUGUGUUUAUUUUCUGUUAACAUGGUGAAAAAUGAUUUUCAGAACAUAAUUCAUUAAAUGCUAACCAUAACUCGAAUCUAUACCGUGAAUACAAAUGCGUGUGGAGUGUCCAUCACGUACUAGCCUUGUCAUAAAACAUGCUUGUCGGUACCUUAUCAAUUAUUCUAUACAAUGUUUGAAGAUGCAGCAAUAUACAUUUCUGGGUCAAUGUCAUAUAAUUUAACCCAAAACAUAUUAAAGCAUAUGAAAUUAUGUUAAUCACAAGAUCGAACACCGUAAGUAUAAAUACCGCGCAACACUAGGGUUAAAUCAGUACUUACUUGCACUUCAAUCAACAAUGCAGUUCUUCGUAGUUUUUGGUUUAGUUUUGGCCGUCGUCGUUGCCGAACCACCUGUAAAGCCGGUAUUCCUUGCGAGGUACGCUCUAACGCCACAGCAACCGCAGCAGUAUCAGCAAUCUGCCCAAUUUGUACCUCUUCCGCUCUCGGGGUACCAAGUUGCGAGGCUCGAACAAAUACCACAGGUAUAUAACUCUCCGCAACCGAUCGUUCCAGAAGCAGAGAGAAAUGCCACAGACGAUUCUACAGAGACGCCGGAACAUGAAGAAACCACACCAAAGGCGGUCGCGAAUCAAUCAAACAACAAAGAGCAGAAAAGCGGAAAGUUGGUAGAGGGCGGCGAAGAACAAGUCGAUGAAGACGCGGUUUUCAAGCAGUAGCAGUACCUACCUAAUCGCCAGCAAUCCAAAACGAUGGCACUAUUCCAAAACUGCAGCGAAUUAGCACGGACCUUGGUCGCUUAUCAACCCUGAUGAGAUCGUCAGCAAAGCGCAACAUUCAUUCAGCAGAUAUGAGCACUAUUCACCACAUCAAAUCCGACACUGUCAUCAACGAGUGUUCCAGCCGUCAACGGUACCUAGUUCUACAUAAGUAGCGUCAAUCGCAGCAAAUGACUUGAUUUGAUGGCGCUUUCCAGAUGAACAUAAAUCCCUGGCAAUAUUUAUUGUCAAAACAAAAAAUAUAAUAUAAUAUAUACAAGGGAUUUUGGAAAUAUGGAAAAUACCAGUCACUUGGUGAAGCUACAGAUCAGUGCAACUAGGCCUAAACCCCUUUGAGGCCGCAUUCCGUCUAGAGGAAGGGUGCAACGAUGCCAUCUUAGGAAAUCGUCAAAGCGGUAUCGGGCGACCAAACAACUUACCAACACUCAAUCUUUCAUUCGUAUCAAGAGUGUCAAGUAUCAAGUAAGAGAAGCUUAUAUGAGAUUUUAAGAGAAAUUUAAAAAAAAGUGAUUCAAAAAAGUUAAGAGUGAUUCAAAAAAGUGAUUCGAAA
Photinus pyralis (common eastern firefly) is the source of this 1628-nucleotide messenger RNA. RefSeq lists its product as uncharacterized. The record is from RefSeq and is a predicted model, not a curated record. The coding region runs from base 638 to 1018 and encodes 126 amino acids. The transcript is spliced from 3 exons. NCBI's taxonomy places the organism in Eukaryota, Metazoa, Arthropoda, Insecta, Coleoptera, Lampyridae.